AUGACCUACCAAGACCUCGAGCUGAAUGCUGUGAGCACUUUCCUCAACGAGUUGAGUCUCGACGAGAUAAUUCAAUGCGGAUUUGCCAUUAGAUCUCAGAGUGCGUCCUCGUUCCAGUUGAACGAAUACGUCGAUGAGGGUGAGUUUUCCGUGGCAGGGACCACGUCGGGUGAAGGAAGCGACAGUGAGGAUUUACAAGAUCAAAGCGUGACUACGACAUGUCAAACAGCGAGAUCGAAACGACUCAAGACCGAGACCCAGCGCGAGCUGCAACGGUCCUACGACAGGAAGUUUCGAACCAACAAGAGAGCACGACGCAUUGCAGGAUGUGAGACGUUCAUCUCUGCGUUGCAAGAUCUCACUGUAAUGAUGCACUUCAGACUAGCGCGGACUGAGAAUGAGAUCAAUUUGCUCUGUCUCGCAAAGAAAAAAGGAUACGGCAUUCCCACUGAAAACAAAGCACAGCAGCAAUUGGAGCGAAAUGACGGCGUCAUUCAGUGCAUCCAGUCCUGCACGUCAAGUUGGAGGCAGAAAAAGAGUGGGGAAUUGGGCAAGUAUUUUUUGCGGGACCAAGCCAAAAAGAUUCAAAGGUUUGUGGAUGAUCUGAUCGACCUCAAAGAGCAAUUGAGUGCAGUAACGGCUGAGCUGCGGUGGCGAGUAGAAGAGAAGACAACGGGAGUAUGGGUGUAA
Molecule: messenger RNA, 690 nt
Organism: Peronospora farinosa
Lineage: Eukaryota; Oomycota; Peronosporomycetes; Peronosporales; Peronosporaceae
Source: the annotation of a GenBank genome assembly